UGUUCAACAAGCAAAGAUGGCAGCUGAGGAGAAUCCCUGGUUCAUAAAUUACGAAAUUGAUUGAUGCAUUAUCUCUAACUCUUUAUCCUUUCUACAAAAGCCAUGGCUCAGUGUAAACAAACAGCCCAAGAGUUUAUCCAGAACACGUUCAGCCCGGCCGUGGCUGUCCUGUGCAGUCCAGAUGCCGAGGUUCUGUGUCAAAAGAAUAACCUGACAUUCGUGGAGUUAGUCCAACCGUUCUGUCGUCUGACAACAGAAGUUCACAUUCGAGAUCCAAACAAUGUCCCUCACACAAUCAAGAAUCUGAAGAUUACGAUGCGGGACAUGAACAUGCAGCUGCCGCAAGCGGUGAUGGCUCGGAAGAUGUUGAAUGAUGUGGUGGCCAGUACCCAGCCACAGCUGGGAGAGGGGGGCAGGGGCAAUGUGGUGACAUUUGGGAGUUAUGAUUUACAGUUGUCAGCAUCAACACCAUGGUUUGAAGCCUACAGAGACAUGUUCCUAAAGGUGUUGCCACCAAGUGAUCAUGAAUUCCUUAGCCAUUGUUUGUGUUGUAUAUUUGUGGUAUCGUCAGGUCACUCCGACCCAAUAAACGCCUUUAACACUCUGUCCUCCAACCAAUACCAGCAACAGACCCAGUACCCCACCAAGAUGCCACGGUGGUUCUGCCCAGGGAUCCUCAAGUACUACGUGUUGCUUCACGACGUCGUGGAGGGGGAAGACGCUAAGGCGGACGCUGUCUACCAGAGUAUGAAGUCCUCCUUCGGGGGCCAGAACUGUCACCUCUUACACAUCAAUUCCCGGAGUCUCCAUACAGCAGAAACGAUGCAUACAGACCUACCGGACCCCUGGAGCCAGUUCCUCAACAAGAACAAUUCAGAGGCCAAUAGUAAAAAGCGAAACAAAGCUAGAUAUUUCAUAGCGUGGGAGGGGGCAGAAUAUGACAGUGCCAGUAACAGUGUUGCUGACGAUGCUUUCCCCUCUAAACUGUCUGAGGGGACCACUGACAGUACCCUUUCUGGACCCAUCAUGUCUAACAGCAGCCUGGUGGACAUGUCCCCCGACUCCGGGGAGGGAACAGCUUCAUCGGGUUCCAUAGCCAGUGAAACAUUUGACCAUCCCCUCUCUGAACCUUCCCAGGACAUGAACCAUGUGGACAGUCCACUCUCUCCAGACAAGGCCUAUGAACCAGAACUGAAUCACACCUCCUAUAAGGGGAAGCUAGGGGACAGGAAGCAGGGUGGUCAUGGUAUUUGUUUGACCACCAGUGACCAAGACAGAAUCAAGAUUUUUAUGCAUGAGUUGUGUGUUAGAGCCCUCAUACCGUGGGCUGAAAGACAGAUGAAGAUACUCAAUGAACAGCAUGCGUCAAGGAAAGGCAUUAGCAAGUCUUUGUUCAGUGCUACAAAGCGGUGGUUUGGUGGAAACAAACCUACAGGCCAGGUGGCAGCUAACCAGAACACCACAGUGGUAUACUCCAGUGAUGCCCCAGAACUACAGAUGAGACGACUAGGUGACAUAGCCUUCUUGUUCCAGAUGUACGAUUUUGCUUAUAACACUUACCAUGCAGCCAAGCGGGACUUCAAUAAUGACCAUGCUUGGCUUCAUUAUGCAGGGGCUUUGGAAAUGGCUUGUAUAUCUUUGUUUAUGAGUGGAAAUCCUCGAGAACAGAAAUACCCAUUUCAUUACAUGGAGUCUGCGAUUACCACAUAUCUACAGUCUUGCAAAAAUCCAUUAUAUGCAACAAGAGCAACAUUAGUCAGUACUGAGGCUCUCAAAAGUAGAAAAAUGUAUAACGAGGCUGCUCUACAAUUCAUAAAGCUCACUAGUGAGGACUCUGACUUAAGGAGUGCUCUUUUACUGGAGCAAGCUGCCCACUGUUACAUUAACAUGGAGAUUCCCAAAGUCAGGAAGUACGCAUUCCACAUGAUUCUGUCUGGUCACCGGUACAGCAAGUCUGGACAGAGAAAGCACGCUCUACGGUCCUACUCCCAGGCCCUGCAGGUGUAUAAAGGCAAAAGCUGGUCACUGGCAGAGGAUCAUAUAAACUUCACCCUAGGUCGACAGUCCCUCAACUUAAAACAAUUAGACAAUGCCACUGCUGCUUUCAAGCAUUUAUUGACAGAGAACAGCAAACAAAUUCCUAGUCAGCAGAAUGCUUUUCUUAGGGAAUACCUCUUUGUUUAUAAGCAACUUUUAAGUGUAGAAAUGUCUAAUUAUGGUGGAGUUCAUUCCAAUACAUUACCCGAGCUGCCAAUCCCUAUUCUAGACAAUAAUGCUACAAAAGUCAUCGUAGGCCACAAACCACAGCAUAACCAAGAUAAGCCAGGCCACAUAGGCUACGAUUAUACAGAGAGUAACCACCCCCGCUGGGAGGCACUGGAGGAAGCCCUGGUGUCCUUUGCUAACAAUGGAAUCCUCCCUGUCACCCACAGACCAACCAUCCAGUGCUUCACCAAUAAAACCGACAACAGGUUCAACCCAGUCGCUUAUGUAGGAGAACCUGUGACGGUGGAGCUGUACUUGGUGAACCCUCUGAAGGUGGUGCUGGUACUGACAGAGGUCACGCUUCUGUGGAGUUUCCUUCCCUCCAUCCCUGGCCAAGAUAAACCCCAGCUUAUUACUAAUGAAGUGUUUUCUUCUGUGAAGAAUACCCUGGCCAAUGAAAUCAUUCACACACAGGUGAUAGAUGAAAUAAUUUUACCAGGAAGUGAGAGAUCUCCUGUGCAGUUUACGUUGACCCCUCAUCAGACAGGAGAGCUGAGGAUUGUGGGUAUUUGUUACAACCUCUCCAGUUCCCUGACAGACGACAGGAACAUUAAGCCCUCCCCGGCCAACACUGUGUACGUCAGGGGGAAACAGAGGUUGGACGUCCAGGGGCCGCGGCUAAACAACACCAAGGAGGAGAAGUCCAGCAAGGUGUACGGACCUGACCGGAGGCUAGACCUGGUCAUACAGCCAGAAAUGCCUCAACUGCAGGUUUCCUUCUGCAAUUUCCCAAAGAGUUUACUCUGUGGAGAGGUACAUGCAGUAAUGCUACAGUUCACAAACAUAGGAACAAGUCCAUUACAUAAACUUAAACUAGCCUCCUCUACCCCCGAGUUCAUAACCCUGGGGGAUCAUGGAGAGUUACCAAAGUUUCCCUGUGUUUAUCAGACUAAAAAUGAAGUGCCAAGUGAAGAGACCAAGUGUUAUUGUAAUACAAAGGACAAAGUGUGCAAUGUGAUGGACAUUCCUCUGCCCAAUCGGACACUUCAGCCCAAGAGCACCAUAUCGGUGCCGGCGUGGGUCAGGGGUAAUGACAUUGGGGGAGUGCACGAUGUGCAUUUUAUGUUUUACUAUGAACCUGUGACCAAAUCUCCAAAAGUCAGACAUAGACUACAGAGACAUACAGCUGUUAUAAACACCCUGGAGUCCCUAAGUGUUCGAUCAGUGGCUCACAGAGCAAACAGUGUUCACCAGUCCUCAUCUUCCCAGGCCAGCUGUAUCCUCUCCUGUGAAAUGGAAAAUAUUAGCCAGGUGCAGUCCAAUAGGGCUUAUGUUAAAGAGAUCCAAGUGAAUCAGGUUUCCUGUGCCAGUGACCUAUGGUCAGUACAGUACCUCAGUUCUCAGGACAAACCAGAAAUUAUAAUUGGGUGCAGGGAGACGAUGCAUUUAUGUCUGAAGGCAACAAAAAGUGCAAAUAACUUAGAUUCCAUGUUAGGUAAAGAAUCUGUGAUAUUUAGUGAUGUGUCCUUCUCUGAUCAACAAAUAAGUAGCAGUACAACUCCAUGUGCAGAUUUUUUUCUGAGGUCAAGGUCACAAAAGGAUCCAGAAAAUUCUGCCCCAAUGGAGCGAGUGUCCAGAUCACAAGAGAAAGACUUCCGAGACUUAAACUGUGCUAUCCAGCUAGGGAUGACACUGAUCAUACUAUGGAAGGCCUGUGUGAUAUCAGAGGAUGGUGAGCUACAAAUUAAAGUCGGACAACACCAUGUGAUCAUCAAAAAGAUUGACACCAUCUUUACCUCUUAUCCUUUCUAUAUUAUUCCCACUGAGAAACCUCCAAUCCGCUUCACCAAAAGUCGAGAUGAACAGGAUAACCCGAGACCAGAGUCCGAGGUCACCACACAACUGGUGGAUAUAAACUUUAAUCACCAGGCCCAAGUACCACACAACUUCCAAAACAACAGAAUAGCCAUUGUACCUGUUACCCUACUGUUGAGGAACUGUACGAAGGCUUCUGUAGAGAUUUUAGUGGACACCAGUAAAUCACCUGAUAGGCUUAAUAACCGACCAGAAGAGAAAUACGCUGUGCCUGAGGUUCAUCAUCUAACUAGUUUUAGUUGGGUGUCACAGACUAUGACAAAAUUAAGCUUAGAACCCAGCCAGCAGCGGACUGUUCACAUGACUGCGUGUUUCAGUAAGCCAGGUAUUUACAACGUCAACAGACUGGCGGUGUUCGUAACGCACAACAAAGACGCAGCGGAAAUGGUCCUCCAGAAACACGCGGCUCCCAGCGUCAUUGUCAUCCAGGAUGUGUCUGCGGAAUGAGGGAACAUUGCCCUCUCUUACUCUCCCCAUUCAACUAGUGUUUUGAUGUACCGGAUGUUUCUGUGAAAUGUUUAUCUAUCAACAUUCUUCAUACAGAGAAUCAAGUAUUCAAGAACACUAGUGUUACUUACUACAAGGUUAUUGAGGGCUGAGGAAGUUUGGUCAACUUGUGUCAAUGUAUUGUUAUUGCAAUUGUGAAAAUGAAAGGGAACCAGUUUAACAGUGUUUGGAACCAGUGUAACUCAUGUUGGGAACUAGUUUAGCACAUGUUUGAACCAGGAUGGUCGUGUGACCAGUAAUGUCUGGAUAUGUAUUCUAGUCUCUUGUUAAGUUUUCACAGAACUUUUAAACAUUAAACACUGAAUUAUAGUGUGUGUUUUUCCAUGAAGUUGCUACUUCUUGCUGUAUAUGCAGCCAAAAGACCCUUGCUUGCUCAUCUAAUACUUUUCAUAGCUAUAUGUAUUACACUUUUGUUUGCCAUUAUCAAAAAAUAUUUAUGCAAGACAAAGUAGUUGUAUGUUAGCAUUGGUACAGUAUGGGUUGUACUCAAAUGUUGUUUUUUGUUGAUUUUGAAAGGUUUGUUUUGGAUGUACUUGGUCAUUAAGUAAAAUGAAUGCAUACCCUAUAACAUUCCAAAUCAUUAGUAUGAAUAUGUGUUAAAUCAGUAUGCAUGGAAGUUGCUUUGGUGAAAAAGACAUUCCAAAUCAAUUUCUAGGAUCAAAAUAAAUUAAAAUCUAUACACUGCAUCAAAACUGGUCAUUUUUUAAUCCCUCAGAUAACUUAAACAUGGACUUUGAAAACUUUUGAUUCAAUGUAUAAGCUAUUCAAUAUGUGCAAAUAAUAACUACAUGCUUUUGGUGUUGUUUGAGCCAUAAUCUCAAUUGUAAACUAAAGGACUUUGAUUUUCCAUUGAAAUGCAGGAGACACAGGACAUGUAAAAAUGAUGUUCCAAAAAUUUUGCUCUCUAUUUAAGUUUCAUUACAAUAAAUAAUUUUAUGAAAAUUCAAAUAUGUUAAAGUAAGUCUUGAAAGUUUGUUUUUUUAUGACAAUAAAAAAGUACUUCAUAAGAAUUUUAAUUAGUCUCAAUUAAGUUUUUACCUAGAAGCUUUUUUAAGUGAAUGCAUCCUAUCUUUGGACUUCACCUCAGCAAAAGUUUUGUUUUGUAAUAAAAAAAAAAUAUCCAAAGUAUCCUUUUUUGGGGAAGGGGUAAAGUUUGAUUAUCUGUUUUCAAAGAUUGAUAAGUUAGCUGUCUUGCCUUUGUUUUGAGGUAGUCCACAUUUAGGUAGUACAAGUGUAUAAUACAAUAAAGUCUCUAUUUCAUGCAUGAAUUAACUUGGAUGAGAUUUGUUAGUGAGAUGUAAUAGUGUUCACUGCUGCUGUGAAUUUUGUUUAUUUAUUAAAAAUCCAAUGGAUUGUGACCAUUAUUGCCAUGUUAAUUAUUAUAUAUGUCUGUGAUUACAAUCAUUUCCAAUAUUAAAUGGACAUAACUUUGCUUUUA
This is a messenger RNA of Saccostrea cuccullata (small rock oyster), 6025 nucleotides long. RefSeq names its product trafficking protein particle complex subunit 8-like. NCBI's taxonomy places the organism in Eukaryota, Metazoa, Mollusca, Bivalvia, Ostreida, Ostreidae. The transcript has 29 exons. The coding region runs from base 103 to 4527 and encodes 1474 amino acids. Gene Ontology annotation, molecular function: protein binding. Gene Ontology annotation, cellular component: TRAPPIII protein complex. The record is from RefSeq and is a predicted model, not a curated record.